Medioppia subpectinata is the source of this 1626-nucleotide messenger RNA. The record is from the annotation of a GenBank genome assembly. NCBI's taxonomy places the organism in Eukaryota, Metazoa, Arthropoda, Arachnida, Sarcoptiformes, Oppiidae.
AUGGAUAGAUUGGAUGCCAACAAGUAUUUGCAUCCAAUUCUUCUAACGUAUGUUAAAAAACAUGUCUCAGAGAUUGAUAAAGCGUUGCAAAGAAUCAAAGUCAUUGAAGACACUGUCAUACGAGACAAAGCCAUCAAAUUCUUGUUAUACAUCAUAAACAUAAACACGCUUUUGGACGAAGCGAUGGGCACUUACGACAGCCAACUCUUUCUUAUGAUUGCAUCGAAAUCGCAAAAAGAUCCCAAAGAAUAUUUGGCUCUUUUGGACCAAUUAAACCAAAUUGAAUGCUUUGAAUACAAGUGCUUUAAAAUCGAUAUGCAUUUAAAACGAUAUAAGAAAGCGUUAACUCAUAUCUCAAAACUUGACGACCACUUUGAGGAGUGUCUGGGAGUCAUCCGAGAGCACAGUCUUUAUAGAGAUGCUGUGGUUUUGUUUGACACCGAAUGCGAUGAUAAGAAAGACAGGUGGCAAUUGGAGUGCNACAGUCUUUAUAGAGAUGCUGUGGUUUUGUUUGACACCGAAUGCGAUGAUAAGAAAGACAGGGUUUGGAAAUUAUACGCCGAAUACCUUUUCAAUAAGAGAUACUUUGAAGAGUCGGCCAUUGCUUACAAAAGAGGCCACGAUUUUGUGAAUGCGGUGAAAGCAUAUCAAUUAAGUGGCAAUUGGAGUGCAGCCAUCGAUUGUGUCUAUCACUGCUCUCAUGUGAUUAACGCCAAAACUGUGGCUCAAAAUCUGGCCAAACAUUUAGCUACGAUUGGCAAACACUUUGAGGCCUCAUAUCUGCUGGAAGUAUACGCCGAAGAUAUAAAUGAAAGCAUCAGAACUCUGAUUGAUGGCCACGAAUGGGAACACACGAGUCGACUACUGACUCGAUCACCAAAUGAAGAACUUCUCGCUUAUUUGAAGACCGAAUUGCAACGACAUUACGAAUUGGCUUUGGAUAUGAUUACAAAGAAUUACGAUAUAUUAAUCAAACACAUGAAUCGAUUGGAAAUCGUUUACCAAAAGAAGUCACAAAAAUCACAAGAGUUUCAAAAAUAUGACAAUUUUGACGACAAAUCGGAGAUAUAUUCUGAAACAAGUGGUUUAAGUGAUUCGCAUAGAAGUAGUCAAAAGUCGACUUCGAGUUCACUCGCGACCCGAAAAAGUCGAAAGAGUGUCAAAAAGAGUGAAAUGAAGAAAUACGUGCUUAAAGAAGGAUCCGCUGACGAAGACAUUCAACUCAUUUACGCCAUCAAUGAAUUGAUCAAAACUAUAGACCGAACGCAAGAAGAAGUUUCUCUUCUCAUCAAAACUCUCUAUAAUUACUAUUAUUCCGACGAAGCGCUCAAAAUUCAACACGAAUUUCAUAUUUUAUUGAAUUUAAUAAAUAAUAUAAUUAAAGAAAUUUGGACUCAAAAUGAAUUGCAAGACCAGUCGGAAGAGUGGACACAAAAAUACAAAAUAACCGAUCCGCAACUCAUGAGAGCACCGGAAUUGAGGAAAAUAGACUGGAAAUUGGCACUCAUUUGAAAUAUUUAUCCAUAAAUGAAUAUAACAUUGAAAUGAUUUUGAAUAAUAUUUGCAAUAUUUUAUAUACAAUAAGUUAUACAUGUAUAUUUUAAUAAUUACAUAUUUUUAAAAAUA